Molecule: messenger RNA, 652 nt
Organism: Aspergillus sclerotioniger CBS 115572
Lineage: Eukaryota; Fungi; Ascomycota; Eurotiomycetes; Eurotiales; Aspergillaceae
Product: FKBP-type peptidyl-prolyl cis-trans isomerase
Exons: 6
Coding region: 40-426 (128 amino acids)
Molecular function (GO): peptidyl-prolyl cis-trans isomerase activity
Source: RefSeq, a predicted model, not a curated record
CUUUCAACUCCCUGCAAUCUCCACAAUCUUUCAUCGAAAAUGGGGCUCAUCGAUUUUAUCAAAGACAUUAUUCGCCCAGGGAAUGGGGUCGAUUACCCUAAACCUGGGGACAUGGUGACCGUGCAUUACCACGGUUAUCUGUAUGAUCCGACGCGGUCAAAGAAUCGGGGGCGUCGGUUCGAUAGCAGCAUCAAAAGGGGCUUCCCUUUUACAUUCCAGAUCGGAAUGGGCCAGGUUAUCAAAGGAUGGGAAGUAGGUAUUCUGGGAAUGAGUUUGGGGGAGAAGGCUUACCUUACAUUUGGCCCGCAUUAUGGAUAUGGCGAGAGGGGAGCACCCCCAUUCAUCCCGGGUAAUUCCAGCCUUGUCUUCAAUGUGGAACUACUCGCCAUCAACGGCAGAACCCUUCAGUCGGAUGAUUCAGACUGAUGUUCAAUACUUAUGUAUCAAUGAGAACAUCUCGCGUUUAGUAUCCAUGCAUGGAAACCCACCAUUCGUCUAGAUCAGCUAGCAAUGAUGCACUUUACAGCCCCCUCUCAUCCAUCUCGCCGAAUAUCAUGCACUUAAUCUCAUCACUCCAUAGACGUCCCCCAACCAUCCAUUACCCUCACAACCCCACAGCAGCAGCCUCAAUCACCUCCACCACCCUCUCCUG